Messenger RNA from Haliotis rufescens (red abalone), 827 nucleotides. RefSeq lists its product as uncharacterized. Lineage: Eukaryota; Metazoa; Mollusca; Gastropoda; Lepetellida; Haliotidae. The transcript is spliced from 3 exons. The record is from RefSeq and is a predicted model, not a curated record. Bases 97 to 405 code for a protein of 102 amino acids.
ACAAGCAGCUGAAGGUGUCGAUGCUGUCAGAUAUACAAGUAGAACGGUGCGGGAAAUUUGAACCUUAUAACCUGGAGUAGAACGUGAUUGGUCAAUAUGAUUCUAAUGACCUUUCUCGCCAUGGCGUCCCAUGAAGUCAAGAAAUUCAUGAAGUCUCGUGAGCCUCACAUCGGCCUUGAGGAUAACAGUUUCAACAGAUGGGGGGAUAUGGACCCAGGACAGGCUCCCUACCUCCUGGACGACCUGCUCCCACCACUUCCACACCCCAGCAACUACCACGAGGACGACGGGCCGUUCACUGCCUACUGUCCUCCCAGCUGGAUGUACAGAACAGAGUAUUACGUCAGUGAGGCAGACAACUUCGGGAGAAAGUUCCCUGCCGGCAAGGCCUUCGUUGUAAGAUAAAUACAGUACUGGCUCCAGAAAAAAGUAGUGCCGUUUGCGUGUGGGGCACUGGCGUUUAAUAAUUUUACAAUGGAAUUUGAAGGUCACAGAACACUGAUAACAUGCGUACUUAAUGUUCAAUGCAUUUUGAUUUAAAAUUUUGUUGAAACCAGAUUCAAUAUUUAUAGUACUGAAUGAAUCCGUCAUAUGAUGUUAUUUACAACUUUACAAUAUUGUCCGUCAUGAAGCAAUAACAUAUUACAGAAUAUAUUGUUAUUAUUUGCUAUUUUUUAAUGAACAUUAUUGUUACAAAUGGCCUUCUUUGGUUUCUAUGUAGUAUUCCAAGAUACUGUAAUCUCAUUUCAUUCAUACAUGUACAAACAUUUGUUUUAAUAAAUAUCUCUCAUGGUUCAGUGAAAGUGUUGCCCUAGAGACAAAACUGA